This is a messenger RNA of Manis pentadactyla (Chinese pangolin), 2083 nucleotides long. It is a transcript of the gene IFNE, whose product is annotated as interferon epsilon. Gene Ontology annotation, biological process: humoral immune response; B cell differentiation; positive regulation of peptidyl-serine phosphorylation of STAT protein. Lineage: Eukaryota; Metazoa; Chordata; Mammalia; Pholidota; Manidae. The record is from RefSeq and is a predicted model, not a curated record. Gene Ontology annotation, cellular component: extracellular region. Gene Ontology annotation, molecular function: cytokine activity; type I interferon receptor binding.
AAGGGUAUUAUGAUUGGCACACAUGGUGUUGGGGAGAUCAUGGGGAAGACAGUGUAGCACAGAGAAGACAAGUAGUGACUGUGGCAUCUUACUGCACUGAUGGACAGUGACUGCAAUGGGGUAUUGGGGGGGACUUGAUAAUGUGGGUGAAUGGAGUAACCACAUUGUUUUUUCAUGUGAAACCUUCGUAAGAGUGUAUAUCAAUAAUACCUUAAUAAAGAAAAUAAUAAAAAUAACUCAAGACAACUUUAAGAAGCUUAGCUAUAUAUUUAGAAAGCAUAUUGUGUUGGUACUUAAUAUGUAAUAAUGAGAGUAAUAGAAAAUCAUAUUGGAUGACUAGUCUGUAAUUAUCUCAAGGAACACAUACAAUGAAACAAGUUCUUUUGGUCACUUCCACAAGCAGCCAACACAAUGGGGAAAGUGGAGGAAAUGUCCCAUGAACACUAGGAAAAGGGAACCAAAAAAACCUAAUGUGUAAAGUUGGGAAAAUGACAGCGUUAGAAAACAAAAUCAACAAAAGAGAACACCUUCCUGUUCUGAAAUAAUAAUCUGAAUAAUCUGAAGUGCAUGAAAGGGGAACAUUCACUGGAGCUAGAGCUCUACUGAGACUGAGCAGAGAUAAGUGGCAUAUUUAACCUUCACCAUGAUUAACAAGCCUUUCUUUGAAAUUGUCUUGGUGCUGCUGGCCUCUUCCACUGUCUUCUCCCUGGAACUGAAACUGGUUCUCUUCCAACAAAGAGUGAACAGAGAGAGUUUAAAACUCUUGAAUAAACUGAAAACCCCAUCAAUUCAGCAGUGCCUACCGCACAGGAAAAUCUUCCUGCUUCGCCACCAAUACCAGGAUCCUCCUGUAUCUUUCCUGAAUCCUCACUAGUACCAGAAAGGACACACAAUAACCAUCUUUGAGAUGCUUCAACAGAUCCUCAACCUGUUCAGGACAAGUAUGUCUUUGGACAGUUGGGGAGAAAGCCAUGUGGAAAAGUUAAUCAACGAACUUCAUCCACAGCUGGUAUACUUAGAAGCUUUCAUGGGACUGGAAGCAGAGCAAAAAGGUGGCACAUUGGGUAGUGAAAACCUUAGAUUACAGGUUAAAAUGUACUUCCAAUGGAUCCAUGAUUAUCUGGAAAACCAGGAAUACAGCAGUUGUGCCUGGACCAUUGUCCAAGUAGAGUGUCUGUCCUUUGUGUUCCAACUCACAGGAAAGCUGAGCAAACGAGGAGUGGAUCCUGGAACCACGUGGAGCAGGAGCCAACUGCAGGCUUUAAAAGCAUAGGGUAGGUGGAUGGGAGAGAGAACUUCUCCAGAUAUUAUCAUUUCUUUUUGCCAUAAAACAGUAGUGUUGUUUUGGUUUUGUGUAUAUAUAUAUAUAUAUAUAUCUUAAAUUUUUAUGAGUUGAAAUAGUUUCAUUAUUAUUUCAUAACUGGUUCUUCAGAUGAGUAUAUUUUCAUAAAAAUUGGCCAGGUAGAUAUAAUGAAAUAUAUCUUCCCUGUAAAAAUACUUUUGUUAACAUAGAAUAUCCAUUCCAAUGAUUCCUUCAAUGGCCAAAAAUUGAAAGAAACAGUGAGAAAUACUAGGAAUAAUUUGCACUGCAAGAUUUGAAAAUGUCAUUAUAGGUGGCACAACAGAAGGGCGUGAAUAAGCACUUUUCAGAGGAAAAAAAAUACAUGAAAAGGUGUUCAACCUUCCUCAUAAUGAUGAAAAACAAAUUAAAAGUAAAUAGCAUGCCAUUUAUGACCUAUCAGAUAGAUGAAACCCCAAAGUUUGAUUUAAAUCACUGUUGUGGAGACUUUUGAGGGGGAACUGCUUUUGUAAUUUACUAGAGCACUGGAAAUUGGUACAAUCACAGAGGAGGCAAUCUGGUGAUAUUUUUUAAUGUUAUAGAUGCAUGUAGUCUUUGAUCCAUCUAUUCUAGGCCUGAAGUGUAUCCUCUAAGAAUACUUGUGCAUGUGUGUAAGGACUUAAAAUAUUGUUCCUUGCAGCAUUAUUUAUAAUAUUUAAAAAAAGGGAACCACUCAAAUCCUUCUAAUUAAGAGAUACUUAAUGUAUAUUCACACAAAGGAAUGCUAUUCCACUGGAGAAGAAA